Molecule: messenger RNA, 2609 nt
Organism: Ochlerotatus camptorhynchus
Lineage: Eukaryota; Metazoa; Arthropoda; Insecta; Diptera; Culicidae
Product: ras guanine nucleotide exchange factor Q-like
Exons: 2
Coding region: 355-693 (112 amino acids)
Source: RefSeq, a predicted model, not a curated record
CAGACUACAAGGGCGAUUCGAACUUCAAUGCCCUGUUCACACCACUCACCUUUCUGGUGACGUACUUCAACUCGGGCGUCAACCCGCUGCUGUACGCCUUCCUCAGCCGGAACUUCCGCAAGGGAAUGCGUGAACUGUUGCUCUGUUCGUUCAAGAAAAACAAGAACAAAUCCCUGAACCAACGCAUCCCGCUCCAUAACCAUUCCUUACCGACCGAUUCAACCCAUGUAGGAUUUCCCCAAUGAUGCUACGACCUGAUCGUGUGCCGCCGGUGCUGCUCCGGCCUUUGGAACCCCUUGGUUUGGUGGAACAACCAAAAGCAGCAGCGGUCCCAACGUCACCGCACCCUCGAUCAUGACCACGACCACCAGCACCAACCCACAAAGCAUCAUCAACAUCAACAACAGCAACAACAGCAACAGCAACAGCAACACCCAAUCGAACUGUUCGAAUCCAUUAACAACGGCCGGGCCGCCGACGAGCUCAUCCAAGAUGACGAAGAUGAUGAUGAUGGCCGGCAGUCGGUUUCGAGUGCCACGCCGGAACAUCAACACACUGGUCGCGGACGUCAACGUGGACGACGACGAGGAGGACACGACCACGACCUGUAACGACAAUGAGUUCGUUUCGACCGGGACCGUCACCUUUGCCCUGUCGUCGGUUUACUACGUCGAGUGCGAGGAGGGUACGUAAUUUAAGGUAAAGGUUCGUCGGGGCAAAGUGUGAAGUGUACAUAGCAGAAGAUUGUUUGUAGUUCUAAUCAAAUUGAACUUUCUCUCACCAUUCAGUAGAAUUAGAAUUCGGGACGGGGAAGAAUAAGAGAUUUAUGAACUGUUGAGAUUGUAGCCAGAGAUUAGCCAGUAUUUUAGUGAAAAUGCGACAUCGGACGGUAGGAAGAUAUUUCCGUAAAACAUUGAUCAGCAACCGUCUAGACGAAAACAGCUCAGCUGUUUGGAACUUUUGGGCAUUCAUUCCCGUUUGAUUUCACUUGAUUGGUCCAAAUUCACGCGUCACCGAACGACGCUAUGCGGGAAUUAUUUCCAUCGAUUGCGUUACGCACAAAGAAAAGUUCCGUCAUUAAUUACCGGCAUGAAUGAGUUUCUUGUGUUGCUGCGCCAUCCAGACAGUUUGCCUCAUCAAAUUUCCAAUCAUCCAUGCAUUGAAUCAGAAAGUUUGGCUAACCACCAAGACGUACCUAGCAUCAUAUUCCUCCCCGCCUCGGAGAAAGAAAAUAUUGAUUCUUGUGUUCAACCUUAAUUACACAGCUCUGAAGGCAAAUAGCACAACAACUGUCCGAGAAAUCUUUGCCCAUCAAUUGGCAAAUCAAAGUUGGCUCCCGUGGUGAAUAGAAGAACUAUGAAAUUGAUGAUGAUUUCAUAAUUUUGAUGUGAUUUGUGAUAGCGUGUUAGUGAAAAUCUGAGGAAAUUACAAAACAAAUCACUGUCAAACUCAUUUGGACAGAUCUAAUAUCAUAAUUUUGUUAGCUUAGUCAGAUGAAAGCAAUAAACAUCUUUACAUGGCGAUGCAUCCGCUAACACAAACGAAGUGACAGACGGAGCGGUUCGAAAACUUUGGUGACGAACCUGCUAUUGCAAUUUUUCAGUGUACCACAUGGCAGCACUACUACUGGAUUGUACUAGUAUUUUCACCAAAUGUACUAGAAUGUUUUGGUUCUAUGUCUUAAACUGAAAUGCAUAAAAAAAUGACAAAAUGAUACACUCUUUGCACACUGUAAAAGAUCACCAAAAAUACUAGCCCAUCUAGUGGAUUAAGGCACAAGCUUUUAACAAAAUUCUAUUACAGUGAACCACAUUAUUUUAAUGGAUUUCUUCGCCAGUUAGUCGUCUGUCACUUCGUUUGUGGUAGUAGCCUCCAAUUGUCCUAAAUUUUGAUUGUUACAUUAAGCAAUCAAACUCAAAUUCGCAGUCCUAGAUUUUUGUUUUAACGGAGAUAUCUUCUACUGGAACGGUUCAAAUUUAAAAAAAAAAAAACUAAACAGUUCUGUGAUAAGCAAAUCGAAUAACGGAAUCAUGCAGAGUAGAUCAUUAUAGUCGGUUCUAGAAGUUUAUUCAGAUAGAAAGUGUAGACAAUUCGAAAGAACACUAAGAAUCGCUUUGGAAUGCAAGAGACGGUAUUUUAAAAAUCGACACUAAUUAUAGACUAGCAUGCAUUGAUCAAUUUACAUGUCACUGAACAGAUUAACAGUUUCAGAAAUAAGCAUUAACUAAUCCAGACUUCCUAGCAAACGUAAGCGAUUAUCGGAGUUGAUUUGACUGAUCGAAGUUUAUUUGUCUGGAUAAAAAAAAACAGGCUACAAGAAACCGUUUAUCAUUUAAGAGAAUUUAUUUACAGAAAAGUGAACUUGUAUGUAUCUAUGUCGAUAAGUUGCUUUGUUAGUACUUAGCGAGGAAAAUGUUAAACAAAUCGAAAUAUUUUUUCAAUCAAAAGUUGCCAAAGACGAAUGACACAAGCGGAGUACCAAAAAGAACAAAAAAUGAGAGAGUGGAAGUAACGAAAAGCAAACAUUGAGUGAAGUUAACCGAGUAAACCUUGGGCAGGAUCUGUUUAAAAGAAAGUACCUAUUUAAAAAUAAAAUAUAUUUUUGUGAA